Molecule: messenger RNA, 1229 nt
Organism: Monosiga brevicollis MX1
Lineage: Eukaryota; Choanoflagellata; Craspedida; Salpingoecidae
Exons: 6
Coding region: 1-447 (148 amino acids)
Source: RefSeq, a predicted model, not a curated record
AUGGGACUGUGGAAGGGCAGCGGGUGUCGGGACUCUGUGUGUGUGUGUGUGUGUGUGUGUGUGUGUGUGUGUGUGUGUGUGUGUGUGUGUGUGUGUGUGUGUGUGUGUGUGUGUGUGUGUGUGUGUGUGUGUGUGUGUGUGUGUGUGUGUGUGUGUGUGUGUGUGUGUGUGUGUGUGUGUGUGUGUGUGUGUGCCACCUUGGCACUGGCUGCUGCCCAGGAUCCUGCCGAGGGCUGGAUGGGCUACGCCAAGGGCGUGUCGCCCCGUGGCACCGGUGUGUUCACCCAUGCCGAGGCCAAGUGGAAGGCUUUGAGCAAGCCAAACAACGCUGCCAAUGCCUUCUAUUCCCCCUGGUUUGGCAUCGAGAGCUCAGACAACCUCAACCUCAUCCAGCCCGUGAACCCUUGGACUGGCCGCGCUUGGCAAAUGUACAUCGAGUGUAUGUGAACGCAAAUGGAAUGUGGAAUGGAUACCGACCUUGUAGACGUUGCCGUCCCGGCCAUACACUCACCGAUACUUGCCGCACGCUUCCUCGGAUUUCCAGUGGGAACCCGAGCAUAACGAGAACAGCCAGGGCCAUAUCGUGUCCGCUGGCGAUGUGCUCCACGGUGUCAUCGACCUGGACCAGAGCAGCCAGACCUACAUCAUCUCGCACACCAACCUGAACACGGGCUGGAACGUGAAGACGCAAAUUCCGGUUCAGCGCAAGCUGUCAGGCAAAUACAAGGAGUACACCAUCCUGUACUUUGUCUUUGAGAAGACCUUUGCCUGCCACCAAUACCCCGCCGAGGAGGUUGUCACCUUUUACGACAUUGCCGUUCAAUACGACAACCAGACGGUCGCCCCCACUUGGACGACUGCGUAUGUCGAUGACAACUGCAACAACCGCGCCCAUAUCCUCAACGAGUUGGUAGCCCACCCAACUGCUGUGCCCCGGCUUCUCACACGCAACGUGCAAUUUGACCAAUGUCUCACUCUGCCUUGAUGCAUCUUGCUUGGAACUACCUCCAUGUAAAUGCGUGUCUAUAUCAGACGCUGGCCUUCAGCAACACAGGGGCCGGCUGCGUACGACACACCCCAUGCCCCUCCUCCCCCCCUUUCUUUUUUCUUUUUUGCGCUGACUGCGGCUUUCAAAGUGGGCAAGUCUCCCUUGCGAUACACAAUUCAACACCUAGAGGUGCAGUUUUGUUGGCAUGUACCUGUACAUGUUGCUGCUGUGCUGCCAGUAC